Molecule: messenger RNA, 2268 nt
Organism: Klebsormidium nitens
Lineage: Eukaryota; Viridiplantae; Streptophyta; Klebsormidiophyceae; Klebsormidiales; Klebsormidiaceae
Source: the annotation of a GenBank genome assembly
AUGGAAACUGCAAACAGCACAUUGACGCCGCUUUCUCCGGUGGGCGGGAAUGCCACGUCCGGCCCCUCUCCUACCCCGGCAAUCACGUCGCAGCCCAACGCCACCGUUCCACCCGUGGCGUCCACGCUCGUACCCGUGCCUGUUCCGGUCCCUUCGACCUCGCCCGCGACUCUCCCUCCACAACCUACCGCCCCGACCAGCCUGCCUUCGACUCCCGUGCCUACUCAGACCGCUGUCCCGUCGAGGACCGUUCAGCCCACGCUGAGCCCUCUCACUCCCGCGCCGCUCCCAUUCACUCCCGCGCCGCUCGCGUCGACGCCAAGGCCGCUGGUCACGCUGGCGCCUCUCGCGCCCACGACGACCCCGCUCCCCACACCGACCGUCGAAGUACCCCGGAGUACGGCGGCAGUAAUUCCUUUCCCCCCGGCCAUCGCCCCGGCGAGUGGCGGCGGUGAUACCGGAAAGACGAUCGGGAUCGUCGCAGGGGGUGUGCUGGGCGUCUUGGUCCUCCUGGUGGCGAUGUUGCUGGGCCUGAAGUGUCUGAUGAAGACUCGAGGGAGGCGAGAGAGCGGACUCUGGACGCAGCGUGGCCCCGCCCUCCCUCUUGCAAAGCUCGGGUUUCCGGACCUGUCUCCCCCACGACGUCAGAGCGUCCCGUCGGUGCGCUCGAAGACGGAGUUUUCUUUCGACGAACUCUCUCGAGCCACGGACGGCUUUCAUGAGUCGCGCCUCUUGGGCGCCGGGGGGUUUGGCAAGGUCUACAGAGGAGAGCUGCAGAACGGGACGACGGUCGCGAUAAAGUUUUCGCUCGUGCAGGGGCCCGACGAGAUCGGGGAACGUGAGUUUCAGUCGGAGCUGGAGGUGGUGUCGAGGGUCCAUCACAAGCACCUCGUCUCGUUCUUGGGCUACGCCUCGGAAGAAGACAAGCGUUUGCUCGUCCUCCAGUUCAUGCCGAACGGCACGCUUUCCGACCGCAUCCAUGCACCCAAGAGCCUCGACUGGGCGGGGCGGUUGAGGGCGGCCGUGGGCGCUGCGAGGGGGCUCGCUUACCUUCACGAAGACUGCCGUCCUGCCAUCAUACAUCGGGACAUCAAGUCGUCCAAUAUCUUGAUGGACGCGAACAUGGACGCGAGGGUCGCCGAUUUCGGCAUCUCGAAACUGAGGGAGGACUCCUACGUGAACACGCACGUCAGCACCCGCGUGAUAGGCACUUUCGGGUACUUGGAUCCCGCUUAUGCCAACACCGGAAGACUCACGGUGGAGUCGGACACUUACAGCUUCGGCGUGGUGCUAUUGGAGAUAGUGACCGGCCGGUACCCGGUCGACGGCACGAGAAGGCCGGGAGAGGAGAGCUUGGUGGCAUGGUCGAGGCCGCUGAUAGAAGAGGGAGGGUACUUUGGCAUCAUGGAUCCAUUUCUCAUGGAGAAUGGUUACGACAAGGCAGAGGUUCGGCGCAUGAUAAAGACCGCAUGGCUGUGCACUCAGCCGUCGAGCCACGUCAGGCCGAACAUGCCUCAGAACCUCGCGCUGCGGUUUUCCAACGAGGUCGGAGCGAUGGAGGCGCGGAUGUUCUACCACUUCCAGGCCGCAAUGGAGAACAUUCACGGAGAGACCUACGGAUUAUUGCUCGACUACUAUAUCCAGGAUGCCGCGGAGAAGGAGGCGUUGUUCGAAGCGAUCUCCACGGUACCCUGCAUCGCUAAGAAGGCACAGUGGGCCCUGAAGUACAUCGGAGAGGACUCGAGCUUCGCCACGCGGCUGAUCGCUUUCGCCUGCGUGGAAGGCAUCUUCUUUUCGGCGAGCUUUUGCGCCAUAUUCUGGCUGAAGAAGAGGGGCAUGCUUCCUGGACUCACGUUUUCGAACGAGCUCAUCUCGCGAGAUGAAGCGCUACAUACGGCCUUCGCAUGCCACCUGUACUCGAAGGAACUUCCGCGAGAAGAGCGCCUCUCGAACGAACGGGUGCUGAAGAUCGUGAAGGACGCCGUCGACAUCGAGAUCGACUUUGUGCGCGACUCCCUCUGCGACCUGGCCGGAAUGAACGCGGCUCUGAUGGGUCAGUACGUGAAAUUCGUGGCGGACAGGCUGCUCGUGGACCUCGGGCACGAGAAGGCCUACGACGUCCAGAAUCCGUUCGAUUGGAUGGAGUUCAUCAGCGUGGAGAGCAAGACCUCCUUCUUCGAGUCGAGGGUCAGCAGUUACCAGAAGGCAGGAGUGAUGGAGCGGCUCGGUGCCAACUCGAGCGAUGAUUUCGCAGGAGACGAGUUCUGA